AUGUACAACGAGCCGGAAAUAACCUCCCUCACUUGCCUCAGUCCGGAUCCACACGAAGAUAACAUCAAAGAUCCCAUUCUCCACUUUCUCGGUUGCGUUGAGAUAUCAACUAGGAACGAGUUCCUCAAGGCUCCGUCGAAUGUGCAGUCACAUGAAGAGACCGCACCUGAAGGGACCGCACCUGAAACCACCGCGCACCAGCCUGAGGGAAAUCAGGAAAACAGAGACAUCAAGGACGAGGACGAAAAGCACCUUGUCCAGAAGAUUGAGGACAGCCGUAAGGCAUGGGAAGAAUCAGACGUGUACAAGGAUGGGAUCAAAGAGAUCAGAAACCAAAAGAUCAAAAAAUGGCGAAGUAGUCCCGAAGGCUCGAAUGAAGAGGACAGCGAGCCAGAGGUUAGUAUAUCGAAGGAUAAUUACUACGAUCCAGGGCGGGAUGUCAAUACCCCUUUCAUGCUGUUCAAGAAGCAGAAAGAGGCCAGCUCAAUAUAUGAGCCUGAUAACGAGACAAAGGACCCGAAAAGUUCGAUUUGGGGCACGUUUCCGAAUCAAAAAACCAACGUGCAGCGGCUGCUGUUUGACAAGGAGAAAAAGAACCUUUUGGGUGGUAGAAACGACAGUGAGAAGAUUAGGUACUUUCACAUUCCGUCCAACAACAUGCUGAUGCGACACGAAGCCCUGCUGCUGACACUGUGGCACAAAACAUCGUGCUGUUUGAAGCUCCUGGAGACUUACCUCAUGAAAGAUCCGCCAAUGCACCCCCGACGUACUCUGGACCAAGCAUACUACUGGUCCCUGAAUAACACAAAUCAUAGAGACCUCGACCAGGUCGUCUAUCGGGCUACAACGGUAGAUCCUCUCAAGUUCCAUCGGUGGAAUGUGGACCGCUCAAUCUGGACUGGCCAUGACAGCGAGGACAACAAGACAGCAAAGCAAUUGGAAAAUAUCGAGCAUGAGCCCUGUGCAGAGUGCACUGCAAAUAUUCAGAAAGUCUCCCGAGUCAUUAUGGUCGACCAGCUGUGGAUGUGGGUUUUGGACAGGAACACUAUCAUCACGUGCUUUCCUAAACGCUACGGUGCCAACAAGCAUGACACCUCGGGUAUCCACAAAUCAAUACGGAUGCGCAUCAGCGAAGGAGGGAUUUGUGUCCGUUCCGUAUUUGAUUUGGCACUGGUCAUCUUCGAGGAAUGCUCCAAUACCUUCUUUGACCGGACGCGAACUUCGGACAAACAACCACAAGUGCUUGAUGAAUUCUCUGAGGCCAUUGGAAAUAUCAUGCAUCAACAAACAGACGCCUUCGAAAGACUCUGGAGAUGGACCGAGCGAGCAAGCAAAAUGUACCGCAGGCUACCCGGCGGAGGCGUGCUCUCCGAGCUUCACAUUCCCCUUCUCGACAUCAACCCAGAGGGUAAGCUGGAAAAGGAGAUAAAAGAUAUUGUCGAGGAGCUCGGGAUCAUGACUUAUAUCAAGAAGGCGGAAAAGGAUGUUCUACAAAGCUUUGUGGACAACGCGCGCCAAAUCCUGAAUCCCGGGAAUGCAGCCGAGGCGCAAAAGCGUCCCGAGACCCCGAGUUGGUUUUGUAACAAUGCUUUUGAGCUCCUCAAAAGAGUUGAUCAGCGGAUUGCACAGCUCGAAGAACUUGAGAGGAGUGCAAAGUCGACGGCAGAAAUGGUCAAGGAUCUGUUGGAGCUCAAACAGCAGCAAGCUGGAGUGGUUCAGGCCUGGCAGUCUGUAAAAUACAGCAAUGAGGCCAUGAGACAGGGCAGAUCUAUUCUGGUUUUUACCAUCGUGACUAUCGUCUUUCUGCCGUUAUCAUUCAUGUCCAGCAUUUUCGGAAUGAACGCUAUAGAAUUUGGUGGGAGUGACAACGUGAUGCAUUUGAGGGAUCAAUUCACGUACAUGUUCUCGAUAUCGGCCGGUGUCAUCGUCUUGACCCUGUUGUUCUCAAUCAGCACAUCCGUCCGCACGCUUCUAUGGUUUGUCUUCACGCAGUCAUGCACAAGGCUCCUCGUCUGGACCGGUCUGUACCGCUACGUCUACCUUGGGAUGAACUUCACGACCGAUGGCCUCUAUGAGAAUGCGAUGAAAAUGACAGAGAGCCUGAAGUCCAAGGAGAAGGAGAAGUUUCUUACUUUUCGCAGAACGCGUAGGGAGCAAAAGGAAAAGAGAGAGCAGGCUUCGGCAGAUUCACACCAAGAUGAGUCCAACAAGAAGAAGAUGUAUGCCGAUGCUAUCGAAACCUGGGUAACAUCGCGAACGCUAGUCAUGGAGCUCGUCAAGUUCCUCGCCUUCCUGGCAGCAGUCCUGCCCGUCGCCUACGGUGCCCCCACGCAAGCCGCGAACAGCCUCCACCCGGAGAUCCUCGCCGCCAUGAAGCGCGACCUGGGGCUUGACGCCGAGCAGGCCCAUGCCCGUGUCGCUAGGGACAUCGCUGCCGCCGAGACCAUCGAGCAGCUGAAGACCGUGGCGGGUGACUCGUUCGCCGGCGCCUGGACGUCCGAGGACGGCACUCUCAACGUCGCCGUCACUGACGCAGCCCUGGCCGCCGAUGUGACUGCUGCUGGCGCCACCCCGGCUGUCGUGGCCAACAGCUUCGGCAAGCUUGAGGAGGCUAAGAAUGCUCUCGACAACAUCGACAUCGAGCAGCCCAGCACCCUCGCUGCUGGCGCCGACUCGGCCGCCUCGGGCAUCGCCGCGUACUACGUCGACGUCGCCGCCAACAAGCUCGUCCUCGAGGCUCUCGCCGACAGCACCGCCCACGCCGAGUCUCUGGCCUCGCAGGUCGGCCUCGUCGCAGGCGACACUGCCACCACCAGCAGCAGCGGUGGGUCGCUGGGAACCUUCUCGGGCUCCGUCUUCCCAGGAAGCGCUGACAUGAGCUACAUCCGCACCGUCAGCGGGACCACCCUCACCGGCACCAUCGACGGCUACGGCUCGGGCAACCUUCCCGUCUCGGGCAGCACCGCCUCGUCCACCGGCGCGAGCAUCUGCCGCUCCGGCUCCACCACCGGCGUCCACUGCGGCACGGUCCGCGCCCUGGGCGCGACGGUCAACUACUCCGAGGGCCGCGUCACCGGCCUCACCCAGACCAACGUCUGCGCCGAGCCCGGCGACUCUGGCGGCUCCUUCUACACCGGCGCCCAGGCCCAGGGUGUCACCUCCGGAGGCUCUGGCGACUGCAGCUCCGGCGGCACGACCUACUUCCAGCCCGUCAAUGAGAUCCUGUCCACCUACGGCCUCACCUUGGUCAAGGCUUAA
This is a messenger RNA of Diaporthe citri, 3258 nucleotides long. RefSeq lists its product as uncharacterized. The coding region runs from base 1 to 3258 and encodes 1085 amino acids. Gene Ontology annotation, molecular function: nickel cation transmembrane transporter activity; magnesium ion transmembrane transporter activity; cobalt ion transmembrane transporter activity. The transcript is spliced from 12 exons. NCBI's taxonomy places the organism in Eukaryota, Fungi, Ascomycota, Sordariomycetes, Diaporthales, Diaporthaceae. Gene Ontology annotation, cellular component: extracellular region; membrane. The record is from RefSeq and is a predicted model, not a curated record. Gene Ontology annotation, biological process: proteolysis; metal ion transport; transmembrane transport.